ACCGAUUCACAACCAUUUUCUUCGAGGUGCUAAUCAAUUACGGGAGUGAUGAAGUUUUUCGGUGUACUUUUGCUAGCGGUGAUGAGCGUUCUAGCUCAGGCUGGGCCGGUUGGAACAAAGAUAGGCGAUAAUGAAGUUGACCGCUCAGGACCUAUGUCUGCAAAUAUGAAUAAUUACGUUGAUAUCAUCAUGAUACAAGUAGGACCAUGGUUGAACCAAAACUUCAUUCCGAUCGAUUUGCCAGAUUUCGUAGAAGGAUUCGAACACAGACCCAUUUUAAUUACCUACCAUGGUGAGUUGGAACUGACCAACGGAGUUUUCCACAGCAUACAAAGCGUUGUACGAAGUGGAACGGCGAUGAUGCAUUAUGAUAGAAAGGUGCUGCGAGUUUCCGUUGGGUCCAACAUCAGACAGCUUGGAUUUACUUAUGACUAUUCUGCCCACAUCAUGGAUCUUGGGCCAUCAGGAUGGGUUGAUAUUGACAUUGCGACCAUGACAUUCCAGUUUGAGUUUGCCAUCGAUUUGUCAAAUUUCUUCAUCUACCUAGAAGACUUCCAGUUGACUAAUAUUGGCAACUUAAACAUCCGAUUCCGUGGCAACAUUCUAGUUGACUGGAUGACCAACAUCUUCGUCGGUAUCAUCACUACCAUUUUCAACAACACCAUCACUAACAUCGUUUCGAACUCGAUGCACGAGUUCAUUCAAGUUACCCUGGAUGAGAUGAAUGCCCGCGUGCAAGCACAGGGACGUGUUUUGACUGAAAAAGAGCUGACCAACCUAGUAUACCAGCUAAAGAACAUGUUGUGAGUAAACCCAGUAUCCC
Molecule: messenger RNA, 823 nt
Organism: Ochlerotatus camptorhynchus
Lineage: Eukaryota; Metazoa; Arthropoda; Insecta; Diptera; Culicidae
Exons: 5
Coding region: 49-807 (252 amino acids)
Molecular function (GO): lipid binding
Source: RefSeq, a predicted model, not a curated record